Molecule: messenger RNA, 1155 nt
Organism: Drosophila novamexicana
Lineage: Eukaryota; Metazoa; Arthropoda; Insecta; Diptera; Drosophilidae
Product: cholinephosphotransferase 1-like
Exons: 5
Coding region: 284-979 (231 amino acids)
Biological process (GO): phosphatidylethanolamine biosynthetic process
Cellular component (GO): Golgi apparatus; endoplasmic reticulum membrane
Molecular function (GO): diacylglycerol cholinephosphotransferase activity; ethanolaminephosphotransferase activity
Source: RefSeq, a predicted model, not a curated record
GCCACAGCCACGGCCGUUGCCUCCAAAUGCAUUGCUUUUGUGGUCAGAGAUACAGUUUAUGGAUAAUCAUGCCUAAUAUUCACCUUGACAAGAUUAGUAGUAUUAUGUUUGUAAAUAAAACAAUGAAAAUUAUGGCCGUGAUUCCAUAUCAACUAUAUUUGUGGCGCUUUCGGCGUGCAUAUCCUGUCAACUGGGUCACUAUCCAAACUGGCUAUUCUUUCAGUGCUUUUGUGCCAUUGCGUUGUUUUAUUGCGCACACUGGCAGACGUAUGUGUCUGGAACGAUGCGCUUCGGCCGCAUCGAUGUAACUGAGGCUCAAUUCUCCAUCAUUGCUAUACAUUUGGUUUCGGCCGUGCUGGGGCCCGAGAUUUGGCUGACGAAGAUGCCUUAUCUUGAGUGUGAAACACGCUGCUUGCCGUUUUAUAUGGCCAGUGGAGUUGACUUCAGUUUAUCCAUUUUAAACGAGGGCUGUGGGAAGAAUGGAUCAUCUGUUGCAGGAACCAGUGUUCUAUCGCCUAGUAUACCGCUGACACUUGUAGUGCUGCCCGCGCUGAUGAUAGCGCAAAAGUCGCCGGAAAAUAUUUUUACGGAGCACGCUUCAGUUUUUAUUCUGGCUUUUGGCAUGGUGGCUGCCAAAAUUACCAACAAGCUGGUGAUAGCGCACAUGACCAAAGCGGAGAUGGAGUAUCUGGACUGGUCGCUGCUGGGUCCUGCUUUAUUGUUCCUGAAUCAGUACUUUAACUGUAUUGUACCAGAGAUUUGGCUGCUUUGGUUUACGCUAGCCUGGGGCACACAGGAUCUUCUGCGCUACUGUGCGCAGGUUUGUCUAGAAAUUUGCCAGCAUCUGCGCAUCGAUCUAUUCAGAAUACCGUAUGGCCCUAAGGUGUUAAACACCUCUUCGGUGGGCAGCCAGAGCAACGUUGGAGCUGAUAAAAAUGGUGGCACAUCACAUAGAAAGUCAAAAAGCAAAGCGCACUAAAUCAAUGUUCGCUCCGGUUUCAUUAAAAUUCACAUAUUUUUCAAAUAUUUACGGUAUUAGCGCAAGCUAAACAAAUUUUAAACUCAACCCAACUAAAUUUACCGUCGAAAUGUUAAAGCAUAACAAAUUAUAGCAUAAUUAAUUUAUAAAUGUUGUAACAAAAAAAAAGCUGCAGG